GUCCAGGACUUAUCCACUGCUAGGUCUCAGCCAUUCGCACCUUCCCUGUAACGUCGCACUUAACGGGGAUCAUUGGGUCCGAGUCAACGAUCUGCGCGGCACGUGAUUACACACCAUCUAUAUCUCCAAAAUUUGGCCUCCAACUCCAACUACUUUUUAUCCACCACCAACAUGGCCACCGUCAAGGAAAGAAUUGCAGCUCUCCAGCCAGGCCAGAAGUUCAUCUCCUUCGAGUUCUUUCCUCCCAAAACAGAUGCAGGCUUCCGUAACCUCUUAUCCAGAUUGAACCGGAUGCUGGCCUUGAAUCCGCUCUUCAUCACCGUGACGUGGGGAGCUGGAGGAUCGACCAGCGAGAAGUCGUUGGACUUGGCGUCCACCUGCCAGAACCACCUUGGACUCACUACAGUGUUGCAUUUGACAUGCACCAACACCAAUCGCGAGAUCAUCGACCAAGCACUUGCCAAAGCCAAGCAGGCAGGCAUCAGAAACAUCUUGGCCCUCAGAGGAGACCCUCCCAGAACCCAGGAGUACUGGACCCCCAACUGCGACUUUAACAGUGCUGUGGACUUGGUGAGAUACAUCAAGUCCCACUACGGGGACUAUUUUUGUAUCGGAGUGGCAGGCUACCCGGAAGGACAUGUGGACGGAUCUGGUUCUGGCCAACCAGAGCAGAGUCCAACCAGAGAUAUUCCCUACUUGAUCGAAAAGGUUGAGGCAGGUGCCGACUACAUCAUUUCCCAGUUGUUCUUCGACGGAGCCAAGUUCUUGCAGUACGAACAGCUUCUCAGAUCAUACCCCCAGUUGAAAGAUAUCACCUUGAUCCCAGGGUUGAUGCCUAUCACCACUUACCUGGUGUUCCAAAGAGCCUCCAAAUUGUCACAUGCCUCCAUCCCCAAGGCUGUCGAGGACAGACUCAAGUCGUCGAUCCACAACGACGACUUGAUCAAAAGCAUCGGCAUUGAUAUUGUCACCGAAUUGAUCGACGAAAUCGACUCGAAAACCGAUGGAAGAAUCCAGGGGUACCAUUUCUACUGUUUGAACUUGGAAAAGGCUGUUGCAUCUAUACUACAAAAAUCAUCCAUCUUGAGACCUAUAAUGGAGGCCCCAUCCUCGGGUAUGAACUUAGAAGACGCCAUUGCCUCUGACGAUGAAGAAAAUGACAUUGCGGUGAUCCAAGGGCCCAAGAGAAGACAAUCUUCGAUAGUUAACGAUAACGAAGUGGUCAACGCACAAAGAUCUCUCGUCAGCAAGGCAUUGUUAAACGACAAAAAGCUAUUGGUUGACAUCAGUAGGGGUAAAGGUGCAUUGGGCAAGGACGCCACUUGGGACGAAUUCACCAACGGUAGAUACGGUGACUCUACCUCUCCCGCAUAUGGUGAUUUUGAUGCUUACGGUCCAAACUUAAAGAUCUCAUCUCCACAAGAGGCCAUCAGAAACUGGGGCAGUCCCACCUCCAAAAAGGAUUUGUCCAAGAUUUUCGUCAACUAUUUACUUGGAAAAAUCGAUGUGUUACCAUGGGUCGACACUGGUUUGUCAUCUGAGACCGCUUUGAUCCAGGAGGAACUCUUACAAUUAAAUGAAAGGGGCUGGUUUUCGUUGUCUUCCCAGCCUUCCGUUAAUGGGUGCCCCUCGUCUGACAAGAUCUUUGGAUGGGGUCCUACCAACGGUUUUGUUUAUCAAAAAUCAUUCAUAGAAAUUUUCAUUCCCAAGGAAGAAUGGGAAACAAAAUUACUUCCUAAAUUAGCAAACCACAUUGAAGAGAAAACUAUCACCUACUACUUGGGUGAUGCUACGGGAAACAUCGAGUCGAAUCUCCGCAUCGAUCCAGCAAACCCUCAUAUAAGCAGAAGUGCCAUAACUUGGGGUGUCUUCCCACUGAAGGAGGUAUUACAGCCCACUGUGAUUGACUUCGACUCUUUCAAAGUGUGGAAUGAGGAGGCGUUCAAUUUGUGGCUGGACUGGUCUAAGUGCUUCAAGAAAGACGAAGAAUCCUUCAAGUUUUUGAGUGACAUAAGGCAAAACUACUACUUAGUCAGUAUUGUUUACCACAAUUUCAAGCAGGAGACUGGAUUGUGGGACUUGUUGUUGAAUGAAUAACUAGUACAGAAGUGGAAGCUUUAAGAGCAUUCGGUCGUUGAAACCUCGGAUAUCUUGGAUGUCUUGUUAGAGAAUCCAUGCUUCUGCUUCUAUCAGAUGAUCCACGGUCAAUACCUACUGUAAUAAUACACAUAAUAGCAAAUAACCUUAACAUGGAGGAUGAGUAGACUCAAGUGUAGCACUGGAUUCAAUAAUGUUACACCCUCAAUGAGAAUCCCAUUAACUCGUAAGUGUGCACCACACUUCGAGA
Suhomyces tanzawaensis NRRL Y-17324 is the source of this 2347-nucleotide messenger RNA. RefSeq names its product methylenetetrahydrofolate reductase (NAD(P)H). The transcript has a single exon. The record is from RefSeq and is a predicted model, not a curated record. Gene Ontology annotation, cellular component: cytosol. NCBI's taxonomy places the organism in Eukaryota, Fungi, Ascomycota, Pichiomycetes, Serinales, Debaryomycetaceae. Bases 172 to 2097 code for a protein of 641 amino acids. Gene Ontology annotation, molecular function: FAD binding; methylenetetrahydrofolate reductase [NAD(P)H] activity. Gene Ontology annotation, biological process: tetrahydrofolate interconversion.